Molecule: messenger RNA, 1225 nt
Organism: Solea solea (common sole)
Lineage: Eukaryota; Metazoa; Chordata; Actinopteri; Pleuronectiformes; Soleidae
Product: heme oxygenase-like
Exons: 6
Coding region: 167-1006 (279 amino acids)
Biological process (GO): heme catabolic process; heme oxidation; response to oxidative stress
Molecular function (GO): heme oxygenase (decyclizing) activity; heme binding
Source: RefSeq, a predicted model, not a curated record
CAUUCAGCCGCUGGAGGGAGGAGACAGACGAGGACCGUAUAAAAGAGACACAGGCGACGGGACAGAAGUGUAGGAACAAAGAGCACGAGCUGUCCUGAGCAUCCAGAGACAACAGAGGAUCAUUGUGGACAUUGAUCUGAAAGGACACCAUCCUAACUGGGCUACAAUGGAGACACUGAUGAAAACUCAGACAACAGCAGAGGUGACAGAAAGAGAUCUGUCGGAGCAAAUCAAAAAGGUGACUAAGGACAGUCACGCCAGGGCAGAAAACACCGAACUGAUGCUGAGCUUCUUGAGGGGACAAGUCAGCCUCAGACAGUAUAAGCUCCUCCUGUGUUCACUGUAUGAAAUCUACCAGGCCUUGGAGGAAGAGCUGGACAGGAACUCUGACCACCCUGGUGUUGCACCCAUUUACUUCCCCACUGAACUGGCGAGGCUGGAUUCCAUCAAGAAAGACCUGGAGUUCUUCUACGGCCAAGACUGGAGAGAGAAGAUCGCUGUACCUGUGGCCACUAAAAGAUACUGUCACAGACUGCGACAGAUUGGCCAAGAAAACCCUGAAUUUUUAGUUGCUCACGCUUACACCCGCUACCUAGGCGACCUGUCUGGAGGGCAGAUCCUGGGUCGGAUCACACAGAAGUCCAUUGGGCUCAAGAGCAACGAGGGUCUGUCAUUUUUUGGCUUCCCCGGAGUCUCCAGUCCCAACCUCUUCAAGCAGCUCUACCGCAGCAGGAUGAACAGCGUGGAUCUGACGGAGGAGCAGAGGAACGGCGUGCUGGAAGAGGCCGUCAGAGCAUUCGAGUUCAACAUUCAGGUGUUUGAUGAUUUACAGAAGAUGGUGAGUGUCACUGAAACUCAGCUGCAGAACGGUUUAACGCACUCUGAACCAGUGAAGACACUCCAGCCUUCUGACACCAUUAUCAUCACCUCCUCCCCGGUGCUGAGGAUGGUGCUGGGACUGUUGGUGGCGCUGGCUACUCUCACGAUGGUAUUCUACACUUUGUAGCAACGACACACAACUAUCUGAAGAGCGUACUGUUCUGCUGCUAUGAAGAUUUUAAGAUAUAUAUGUGACAAAAAAACUUAAAUGUUUUUAAUUUAAAGAGAACCACAAUGUGUGUACUGUAUGCACGUAUCACACAGUACAAUUAUGCACGACAGGUCGAUUUGAAUGUAUAAAGAUUUUAUUUUUUUAAUAAACGACUUUGUUGAAAUGAAAUAAUAA